AUGGACUUUCUGAAAGCAUGCACCACCAACAUCCACGCCGUAGAGAACCUGGUGCAGACCGCAUACUGUGUCUACGAUUGGGCCGAAGCAGCACCUGCUGCCUCCGCCGCCGAACGAUGGGAGCACGCGCAAAACACCCUUGCUACCUUGAGGCGUGAAAACAUCCUCUGCACCAGCAUUGGCCACGCUGUUUGGAUCUUUGGGCACUUCAAUGCUGACCAGAAGGACAUCUUGGACAACAGCCAUUCCGCUUUCUCACUGUCCCAAGAGGGCACGCUUGAGAACCAACCCGCCCAUGCUCCCAGCGGCCGAGCAGUGAGAGACAUCCUCCUUGAGGCAAUCGAACAUGCCCUGGCUUUCACAUUGGCACGACAUCCUGCCAUUGUCCACGUCGGACCUUGGCUCUGGCUCUAUCACAGCGUGUGCGAUCACGGCGACGACGACGACGACGAUGACGACGAAGACGAACACGCUCUACAACAAGUGAGUGAGACGUCCAUCAUUCAUGUCUACACCAAAUUCACACCGAGCGGUGGCCUUUAUUUAAUUCCUAAUAUUAUGCCAUCGUCUGCCCAACCCCUGCCCAUAGCACCACGUUGUGACCCUCAGCAUGUGGUGUUGGCGCCAUUCGGAACCGUGGCCACCAUCCUGCCAGAUUUUCAUGACGAAUCUGUGCUUUCCGACGAUGCAUGGAAAACAGGUCUGGCCAAAGCUUUGGAGCCCCAUGGCAUUGUCUUACCCGCUGGCACAUUGUGGAUUGCUGUCGAGCUAGAAAACGCAGAGACUACCGCCUGCAUCUGGCCCGCAGCACUCUGCUUCACGCCUUAUCGGCUACAGCAUGUUCAAGACCAUACUACUAAUGCCGAUCGGGAUUGGCGCCGCUGGUUCAUUAGCACAGAAGAAGGGACCAUCUUUCGCAACCCUUUAGGCAUGGCCGAAGAGUGGUUCAAAGGCGCAGCUGAACGGGCACGCAGUGGCGUCAAUCUAGUCGAUACGCAGGCAACGCUUCAAACAGACGAUCGACCACUUACUGAGCUCAUCCCUACCAACACUGCAGCCAAUGAUCCCACUACAAUGACCUCGCCUCCUUUUUCUCAACGUGCUGUGGACCAGCAAGCUGCGAUGGCAGGCAUUUAUCCGACGCCUCCAGACGGAUAUGCGCCAAUGCCGAAUGCCUCGCAGCUCAAUUCGACCACUCCCUCGGCUACACAACCAGAACAAAUUGCAAAUUCCGUAGACUUGCCUCCGACUAGUGAUGACAUGCAAUACAAAAGUGAAGAUUCACAUCACGUGGAACCAAACACCUUUGGGAAUGAAGAUCAGGACAUGCUGUUUGGAGAUGAGGACGAGAUGGAAGACAUUGGCGAUGCUGAUUUCAGCUUCUUCGACGAUCAUGACAACGAUCCAGCAAUCAUAUCGAUGCGAGGGGCAGAAUUGGACCACUCUCUCAAGUACGAACACGAUCCUGGGGACCCCAAUUCGGGCACGAAUAUCGACGACCCCCCGAUUGAAGACGAUCAGCCGUCGCUGGGCAUUGACCCAACCAAAGACACCACUCAAACCGACACAAUCGAAGAGGUACCUAUCGAGCCUGCCGAGCACAUGCAGGAGGAAGCAAGUCAAUCGCCGGUGGUAGUUUCGAUUCCACAAUUUGGCCAUUCAGUCGCCGAACCUGAGAAGCCACUCAGCCCAUUCGGCAUACGUGAGCGGCUACUGCCUCCUCCUGUCCCGGCUAGCUUCACUCAGACCGAUGCGGUAGGUCAGUCGGACCACCGGCGGUCGAGCACGUUCGCGCCCAUCAAUUUCAGAGAAGGUCUCAAUCUCAGCAGAAAAUAUUCCAUGGUCACGGCUGCGCCUGAAAAAGAACCACUCAAACCGGGUACUAUCUCGACAUCUGAUAUUGGACUUCCAAAUGCCCGCAAAAAGAAUCGCAUCGACGGCAAUGAUUCUUCAGACUCUGACACCGAUGACGAAAGUGAAGGAAACUCCUACGAGCCUUCCUCCAGUGAUAUGGACGACACAGAUUUACCUCCGCGACUUCCCUGGGAGAGCAGGAAGCGGAAGCGCCACGCAGACCAGGACAAUUUACAUCCGCUGUCUGGUUCCCUGCAGCGAAUGUGGUCCGAUGAUGAAGCUGAUGAUCGAGGCGCAGGUCUUGGCAUGCAGACUCCGAUUGCAGAUGUUCUGGCAGCUUACGUGAAUUCGACACCGGUUGUGGACCUCCUUGCUUUCUUGAAGGCAGAUUCAGAAUCUGAGAUAGCUGAUCGUCCCCAUUCUUCCGCUGGACCCACGGAUUCUAUGGAGGCUUUGAGCGGUCCACUGCCCAGAAUGGAGACCUUUUACGGCUUCCCAAAAGAGGACCUCAUCUAUAUAUCUCAGAUCAUCAAUGAGCAGUCUGUGUCAGCUCUCCAGCUUGACGCAACACGUGUCGGCGGUCAUGAGGAUAGAGUGGCCGAGCUGCCCAUCGGGAUUGCAAACUACAUCUACACCACCAUUGAUAGAGGCAUUGAGACGGUAUUCCCGGACAUAGAUCAAUGCGACCUUGGCAAAGUCGCGCUGACUAGAGAGCCGCUACGGCCCCCUACGAAUCCCGGCAAAGCGCCACAGGGCCCGCCUCGACCGCCGCAGAGGACUGAUAGCAUGCUUCUUGGCCCUGACUAUUUCCAUUUACCGCCUCCCUAUGUCAGACUUCAGAGAAGCUCGGAGAUAUGGGAACUGCUUCCCACCUGUCUGACGUUCUGGGAGACAUUAGGCCUUGGACCUACCAACGGUGCAAAGAAUGUGCGGGCGUUCUGUGUUUUUCCCGAGAACGAAGACCUGCAGCGCCUCGUGGCGGGAUUUAUGACCGAUCUUGGAACCGCCUACGACAAUUGCAAGCUCGGCUCCCACGUUCACCAUAGAAAUGUCAGCGACACCGAUGAGCAUGAUACUUUUGAGGAUGGAAUGGCGCCGGUCGAGCUCAACGAGGAUGCCUCGCUUGAAGGCGCCAUGAAAUCUUACGCUACCACCUGUGCAGAACUGGGAAAGGCGUUGUCCAAUAUCGCUCAUCAGGAAAAUGACCGAGCGAUUGUGGUCUACAUCCUCAACCCUUUCUUUGGGCGACAAGCGCAGCAGCAUCUCUGCGCCUGCUUCUGGAUUCUCUUCAAAGCCUACCGAGAUAAUCUCCCCAAGGCGCAAAGAAACCAAGCUGGCAGCGACAUCUUUCUCCAAUGCCUUCCUAUCAGUUUGGUCGCCUCCUAUGAUACUUUGGUGGUGCCAGACGCCAGGCAAAUGGCCAUCCUAACUCGUGAGGUAUAUGAUCGAUGUCCUCCAUGCGGUCCACCUUCCGACAAUACAUCUGCUCUUCCUAUUCUUUCAGCACCAGCGGUGGAGCUUGCAAGCGCCGCGCCGAAGAGGAUUGGCUUUCAGCUCGCGGCCGAACCGCCAACCGAUCUGCUUCAUGAGGGUUCCAUUCUCCACAUUGCUUACUCUGUGAGCAGAGACGGUCACUGGAUGUCAGUCUGCUGGAUCGACAACACCGGCAGACAUCAGUCUAGUACUGCGUUCUGCCUUCGUGGCAGGUCACUGGCUGAAGUCAUUGAAGAUGUGUGGGAAUGUACGCGGGACAUACUGGCAGCUCGUCAAGUUCUUUGGCGCAUUUUCAUUGUGACCACGGACACACUUGAAAAGCCUGUCUUACAAUGCUGGCGCUCGUUCUCUGCCAAACCUCGUACUCAAGCCAUCUGUGUGACCUUGCUCGCCAUUGACACAGAUCCUGUCCUGCAGCUUUCACCGCCCGUGGCCAAUGUGGAUGGCCAAUUCGAAUCCAGAAGCGAUGGAGGCUUCCUGACUCCAGCGUCCACACCGCAGGCCGGGACUUUCACCUCCUCGCCUGAUGUUAACGGACAAGGAGGCAAUGCGCCUCCCACUCCAGCGCCAAGCGAGACAGCUGCCUCUGCCGUCGAGAAUGACCCGGAUGCUCAUCUCACCGAUCUCACAGACGAGACUUGGGGAGUCUUACUGAGCCCAAAGCUCAACAAUGUUGGCUGCAACGUGGGCCUUGCAAAUGGUGCGUUGUUCAAACGAGUUGAUGUCGCCGUUCCAGAUGGAGAAGGAACUGCUGCAGACAAGCUCCCGUCGAUUGGUGUCAGCAUUCACUGGACUAUUCAGGUGAAGCCUUCUGGUGGCGUUGACGAGGGCAGCGUCAAGCAAGCAGAGCUCACGCUGAGAGAGGUGUUGAGAAUGUAUCGGAAUUUGGCGUUGUUGACUAAAGCAAGAGCGAUUGCUCAUGGUAAGACGAGUUUUGUGCCGAUCCAUGUUGCAGCGGCCGUAAGAGGCGCAGAGGGUUUGGAUGGUAUGCUGGGAAGUAGUGAAGAUAUGUAGAGAAUCGACCACUGCCAAAAG
Messenger RNA from Pseudocercospora fijiensis CIRAD86, 4383 nucleotides. RefSeq lists its product as uncharacterized. Gene Ontology annotation, biological process: regulation of transcription by RNA polymerase II. Bases 1 to 4362 code for a protein of 1453 amino acids. The transcript has a single exon. Gene Ontology annotation, molecular function: transcription coregulator activity. Gene Ontology annotation, cellular component: mediator complex. The record is from RefSeq and is a predicted model, not a curated record. NCBI's taxonomy places the organism in Eukaryota, Fungi, Ascomycota, Dothideomycetes, Mycosphaerellales, Mycosphaerellaceae.